Bacillus rossius redtenbacheri is the source of this 4206-nucleotide messenger RNA. RefSeq lists its product as uncharacterized. The coding region runs from base 419 to 3151 and encodes 910 amino acids. NCBI's taxonomy places the organism in Eukaryota, Metazoa, Arthropoda, Insecta, Phasmatodea, Bacillidae. The record is from RefSeq and is a predicted model, not a curated record. The transcript has 5 exons.
AGCUCGGAGAGAGAACCGCGUCGUCGCCACGCGCCAGGCCUCCAGGGACCUCCUGCGAAUCGGGUCCGCGUGGAACGGCUGUACCGACCUACUGCGUGAGGACGAGUGGCGAGAGUGUUGGUUCUUCGGGCGACGAGCGCCGGAAGAGCCGCCGCCGAGGGCUUCGCCCCUUUGCCCCUCUCGCCGCCCCGCCCCUGUUGGCUUCGGGGAUGUCACCGCCCGUCGCUUCCUCCUCCGACAAGCCUCUCGCGCGACCUGGAGCGCGCAGCAACUGACGAACAUCGAGCUAAGCGGUCGGCUGCGGCGGACUGCCUAUCAUCUGUCAACACAUCUUCACCGAGACCACCGCAGACCUGGGUCCUGUCUGCGGGAAGGGUUGCUGAAACCACGGGCCAUCAACAUGUGAUUCCCCGCCGCCAUGUUGGCUCGACGACAAGAUGGCCGCCGGGUGCUGGUGCUGCUCCUAGCGGCGGCUGGUUGCUGCUUGGCGCGGCCGCAGUUCGAGCCAGGCAGUACAGGUUCUGCGAAGUGGGAACGAAGUUCGUCGCCUUCGACAAGUCCGCCGGCCACCGGAUCAACCAUCCAGGCACCGGACAGCUCAGCUUCGCUCAGCGGACAACCGUAUAGUGACAAGUUUCACCACAGAGACGAAAAAGUCAGCGAUUAUCGUAAUGGAAGCAAAAAACAAGGUUCGGGAGACGCUGACACCAUCUCCGAAUCACCGGACGCAUCAGAAAAAAUUAAAGAGGCCGAGGUACCACGUUCUUCGAGGAAUUCUACCGCAGCACAAUUGGGCGAAUCCAUCCAAACAAUGGCCACUCAGCUUCUUAGUUCUCAUCUCCUCGAUGAUGGUUCAAUGGUCGAGGCUGAUAUCAGGACGCCCCCAAAAAUUAAAUCUCAACUUGAGCGCAAACACAAGCAAGGGGGCAGUGGCCAGGGUGUCGCGGUGCCUGUUAUCAUAGAAGAUGGCGAAGAUGUCGAGAAAACAAUUGAAAAACUAGACCGAGGUGGUUCAAGUCGAGUACCUGAUACUGUAGUCGUCAGUAAAACUUCGCAAGUACAUGCUGCAUCUAGACCCCAGUCGACCACUCCGUCGAGUGGUUUCUCUACGUGGAUACUCUUAAGUGGUAGUAAUACAACAAACCGGCCAACAGUAACCAAGAAAACCAAACCAGCUUUGUUGGCCACAGAAAAGCCAACUACGACGAGACAUGAACCAAACAAGCCACCUCCUUUGUUAGCAUUUCACAACAAACCCUCAGCUUUGUCAGGGUGGACGUCGACGAUGACUCCAUCAGUCACAAGACCAAGUACGUCUUUCACCAGAGUUGUUACAUCGAAUCCUCCUCCAAGAAAGACCUCAACUGCUGGGCCAUUUUCAACCACAGGCAGUCAUGUGGAUAAUCACGCAAACACAACAACAGCAAAGCCACUACCUCCAACUUUGACACGAAAGCCGAACCCCGCACCGGGGAAUAAAAUCAAGAACCAAACACGAUUAGACGCACUGACGCAAGUAACUCGCCGUAAACCAGCAACCACUUCUACGACAACCAACCGACCACAGGUUACCAGUUUAUCUUUUAAAGAAGUACCUGUGACUUUCUCACCAACGCCUAUCGAGAAUUCUACAUCAUCGGUAUCAGAAGAUGAUGCAGCAACUUCUACAACUAAAAGGACAAGGAGACCAGGAGCAAGUGAGAAGAAAAAGAAGAAGAAAAAUAAAAAUAGGCAUCGUCGACCAAUCAAGAAACCGAACGACGAUCCUGAAUUAGAAAGUAAAAUAACAGAUGAAGAUGUUAAUACAUCUAUAGCUGCCAGCACUAAAGAACGCCCAUUGUCGACACGCAUUUAUAACUAUCUUGCGAGAGAAGUUAUGCCCUCUGUAGGUGUGGGCUUGCUAGGCCUUGUGUUCACAGCAGGACUUGCUGGUCUCAUCAUGUACCCCUUUGCAGGUGGUGCUGCACGUAAAACAUAUGACGAAACAUCUCCAGGAGGAUAUUACAGUUAUAGCUCAAACAUUGACAGGGAAGGAGGUAUGUCAGAUGCAGAAGCCUUCGGUAAAGUUCUGGCCGGUAUGAAAGAAGAUCAAAUGUCAGUUUAUAACAAUGUAGGAGGUGGAACUUCUGCAUUUGUUAACCCCCAAGAAACCAGGUAUGAUGUCACUACAAGUCGAUAUGGAGGUGGAAGUGUCGAUUCUUCUCAAGAAGGGGCUUAUGGCCACAGUGAAACCAGUCAGGUUUUCGCAGGUAGCCAAAGUUCAGAGAACCUAAAUCAUGGUGAAGAUUAUGCAAGGAAUCAAUAUUCUUCGCCUUUUCCAGUUUACAGUAGUAGGGGGGUUCGAUACAGACAGGUAGGUAUUGGAACAUCAUAUGCUGUUAACCACGAGGUCCCUGAAACCAAGGAGGUAACAUUAACAGACAAAAUAAAUCAUGUCGCUUUAGAAAAUGAGAGUUUGUUUGCCAGAGACAAGGUUCCAUCAGUGCAGAGAGGUCCUGUACAGCAUCCGACUGUUGAACAUGGGCCCAGAAGUCUCAGUCGACGAAGAAGAGAGGCACUGCCCGAAAAGGAUGACAUGGAAAAUGAGAUUAUACCAAGUAUGGUUAUUGAUAACAAUAAAAAAGAUAUGGCGAAUAGUACACCAGCAUCAACAAUAGUUAAAAAUGAAAUAAGUACUGAAAGUUCGAGUACUGUUCUCCCAACAGAGAAACCAGAAAAUACCACAUCAGCUGAAACAAAUGAAGGAAGUACUUUGGGACAGUCAGAAAAGCAAAAUGAAACUAAUGUGGAAACUACCACUUACGCAGAAACUUCAGAAGAGACAACAUUCAUUCCUACAACUGAUCUGUAUGAAGGGGGUAAUGUAUUUUCUUCUGGUAUCGUGACCGAGGAAAAUGGUGUGGACUACAAUCCUGAGAACACAAAACCUCAACCGUUUUCUUUGCUAGGGCUCUUAAAGCAGUUGGUGCAGUUCAAAAUAAGGCUUGGUUUGGAUCUUUUGCGGAAUUCUUCAGCGGCAUUUACUCAAUACUUAGAAGGUGUACAAAAGAGAAUGGAUGCUUCUUAUCGUAAUAAUGUAAAACGAUCAGCAAAUAUACAAGAGAUAAGGAGUAGGACAAAUUUGAGAAAAACCCUAUCAAGGAAUGUCUGAAACAAUUCAAUUUUAUAAUACAAAAAACCCAGCAGCUAUAGCAACAGGAAAUGUUCUGCAUAGUUAUCUUUGUGGUAAUUAGCUAGGUUAACCAUGCUUUUAAUUGAUUGUGUGUUAUAAAUCUUGACUGACUGGUGUAUUUGGCACACAUACAAUUUUGAAAUCGCUAUAGCUGUCUUAGUUAAAUUUUAUUCUUCUUUUAUUCUUAAAUUUAAUUCUUAAAAUAGGAAAUUACACAAUUAUUUCUUACAAAAUAUGUAUCUCUCAAAAUUAAAAAAAAAAAAAAAAAACUUAUUUCAAAGAAGUUGUUCCAGAAGUCAAAUAUUUUCAGUGUAAACUGAAAUAUUUCAUCGCACAUUUUGUUAAGAUAGCAUUUCAGAUUUAUCAAUCAUAAUAAAAUAUAAAUGAGAUCACAAGUUAUAUAGCUGCACAAAAAGUGUUCUUCUUUCACACAUUUGUAAGAAUUUAUGGUCCAAACGUAUAUUUCCAAAGGUUUAUUUAACAUUCAUAGAUAAAUCAACUGGCCACAAAUAAAUGUUUAUAAUCACUCUUAAUUACGUCCGCUAUACAUAUGCACAUUAAUUUUUUUGAGGAAGUUUUAACCAACGGAAUUUUAAUUACUUAUUUGAUUGCAUAAUUAUUUUCUUAUGAAUUUUACUGAUGGACCCGAAACGGUAACAGUUAAAUAUUUUUGUGUAAAUACUACCUUUUACUGCAAAGCGUAUUAUACUUCCAAUGAUGCUGUUUGAAAAAUUUUACUAUGAAAUAUGUAUUCAGGACUAAAUCCUCAAUCUUCUUGUCAAACAAUUGAAUACCUUUCUGAUUAUAUAUUUUUAACACAUUAAUCACUUCACUACUUCUUGCUUAUACUCUCCCGAUGUUUUACACAAAGAGGACAUCUUUCUGAGUGCAUAUUGAUUUUACAGCGUUAUAAGUGUGAAAGUAUUAAUAUUGUGAUGCACAAAAUAAAAAAAAAGACAAUAUGACAUUAUUAUGGCGUAUGGUAUGAAAACUAUUGUAAAAAAAGAUACAAAGGCAAUAAAUAUUAUAUAUGU